GGGGCUGCUGGCGCCUGCUCGGCGCCCCUCCGUCUCCAUCGCUCGCCGCCCCCGCCGGAACCCAGGCGCAGUUAUAUGAAAAAUACCGAAUAACCAUGAGUGGAGUAUUGAAAAGGAAGUAUGAUGAACUGGAGGAUGAUGCCACCUACUGCUCCUCUUCCUCCUGCUCCCCGUUCUCCUCUUCUUCGGCCUCAUCGGGUUGGGAAACAGACGAGGAAAACUCCCGAGGAGACAACAAGCCCAGCACUGCCUUACCCUCCAGUUUCACUCCUACAUCCAUCCUGAAGAAAACCAAGCGGUUAAAGAAGAACAAUGUGGAGUUUGACCAGGUGACUGUGUUUUACUUUCCACGCUGCCAGGGGUUCACCAGCGUGCCUAGCCGGGGUGGCUGUACCCUGGGGAUGAUGAGCAAGCACAGUUCAUCCAGGCAGUUUACACUGGCAGAAUUUUCAAAGGAACAGGAAAACGUUCGGCGGGAGAAACUCAAGGAGCGGUUAAAAGAGGAGAAACUGGAGGCAUUGAAAUGGAAGCUGACGGUGAACGGCACGGCGGAGUCUGAGGAGGCCGGCCAGCUCACUACUGAGGACAUAUCCGACGAUGACGUGGAUGUGAGCAAUGUGGAGCUGGAGGACGGCUUCUUCCUACAGCCCUACCCUGCCAAAAAGAGACGUGCUCUGCUCAAAACCAUGGGGGUGAAGAAGAUCGACAGAGAGGAGAAACGGGAGCUGCACAGCAUCCGCCUGUCCCGUGAAGACUGCGGCUGUGACUGCCAGGAGUUCUGCGAUCCAGAGACCUGCAGCUGUAGCUUAGCAGGCAUUAAAUGUCAGAUGGAUCACACUUCGUUCCCUUGUGGCUGCACGAAAGAUGGCUGUGGAAAUACGGAAGGGAGAAUAGAAUUCAACCAGGCUAGAGUGCAAACUCACUUUAUCCACACCAUCAUGAAAUUGGAACUGGAAAAGAAUCAGCAGAGCAAUGAAAGGAAUGUAGAACCCGAAUCAUCAUUCCGGGACAGACUCCAUCAAUUUGGCUGUUCGGCAGGGAAAAACGUGUUUGAGGAAAGAGCUGUCCCACUGACUCCAGCAUUUCAGUUCAACAUGGACCUGGAGACUGUUGGGGAGAAUAGCUGUAGUAGUGAUAUGACAGACUCUUCGAUUUCAUCCAUUCAGAGCGAGGAUUCAGAAGAACAGUACGAGAGUGUCCCAUCAGAUAAGUCUCAGUCUGAUAUUGAUGAUGACGGCCUGGCAAGAAUACUCCACUUCAGUGAUUCUGACAUCGAGGACAACAGUAAUAAUUGCCAAGACAACUUGAGCUGUUUCCAUCCUGCUGACUUCUUUAGUGCUAACAUUGAAGACCAGUGUGGUACAACUGCUGAAAAACUCAGCACUGGAAACUACUCUGGCCAUUUGUCAAACAUCUCCGAAUGCCUGGAUGAAAAUGCCAAUCAGGAUGCUGGUUGUUUUCUAGACGAAACUGCUGAUACACACUGUGAUGGGCUUUCUUGCUGCAUGUCAUCCUCUGCAGAGCAGUGCUCAAAGAGCUACACAGAUCUCAGCCUUUCCUCUGACUCCUUGGAUCUUUUUCAGUCAUUUUCCGACUACAACUUGGGACCUCUUUAUAACUCGUUAAAGGAAUAUGAGAACCUUGAUAACUUUUCAGCAUUGCAGUUUCAAUUGCCUAAUUUUCCUGGCUUUCCCCAGGCAGGAGACCAGAGCACCUGUUUCCUGGAGUCUCUAAUUGGCUUGUCUGAAUCUGUCCCAGAAACCCCCGUCCCUUUCACAGACAAUCAGCUUUUAGAAGAUGCCAUUAAGUCAUCACUAAUGGAAACAGUGAAAGUUUAA
Molecule: messenger RNA, 1838 nt
Organism: Emys orbicularis (European pond turtle)
Lineage: Eukaryota; Metazoa; Chordata; Testudines; Emydidae
Gene: CSRNP1
Product: cysteine and serine rich nuclear protein 1
Exons: 5
Coding region: 96-1838 (580 amino acids)
Biological process (GO): regulation of transcription by RNA polymerase II
Cellular component (GO): nucleus
Molecular function (GO): DNA-binding transcription factor activity, RNA polymerase II-specific; sequence-specific DNA binding
Source: RefSeq, a predicted model, not a curated record